Pseudophryne corroboree (corroboree frog) is the source of this 7313-nucleotide messenger RNA. RefSeq names its product frizzled class receptor 4 (gene FZD4). The transcript is spliced from 2 exons. Gene Ontology annotation, biological process: retina vasculature morphogenesis in camera-type eye; canonical Wnt signaling pathway; non-canonical Wnt signaling pathway. Gene Ontology annotation, molecular function: Wnt-protein binding; Wnt receptor activity. Bases 393 to 1976 code for a protein of 527 amino acids. The record is from RefSeq and is a predicted model, not a curated record. NCBI's taxonomy places the organism in Eukaryota, Metazoa, Chordata, Amphibia, Anura, Myobatrachidae. Gene Ontology annotation, cellular component: plasma membrane.
AUACUGUAUGUGGGAUAGAGGCAGCCCAUUUCUCCCUCCCCAGGUCUCCUCCUCUCUUAGUCAGUACAGUUAGCAGGAGAAAGCAGCUCACAGAGAGCAGGCUGGAUGAGCCAGGAAGGCAGGCUGCACACAUCUUCCUGGGAAAUAUCAUUUGUCCUGUGGUUUGCAUUGCACAUUGCUGGAUUACACCCAUCCGCUGGAGAUCUGCAAAGUGGAGUUUAUAAAGAAAAGUUGCAAAAAGUUUCUGCAAACUUUUUUUUUUUUUUAAAUCUUGACUUCCUUUUUUUUUUUCCCCAACUAAAGAGGAGAGCUUCAGUCAGACUGAUCUGGUUGCUUUCUACAUGUGAGUACCUGGCUGCCUGGAUUGAAGUUAUCAAGGAAAGCAUCAGAAGAUGGGAGCAAGGUCCGAUCUAUGGUCAGUCACUGUGUACUUACCUCUCCUGUGCUGCCUGAUAGGGGAGGUCUGCUCUUUUGGAGAUGAAGAGGAAAGGAGAUGUGACCCCAUCAAGAUUACCAUGUGCCAAAACCUAGGCUACAAUGUCACCAAGAUGCCCAAUCUGGUUGGGCACGAACUGCAGACGGAUGCAGAGCUUCAGUUGACCACCUUCACCCCCCUCAUACAGUAUGGGUGCUCCAGUCAGCUACAGUUUUUCCUUUGUUCGGUGUAUUUUCCAAUGUGCACGGAGAAGAUUAACAUCCCCAUUGGUCCUUGUGGUGGCAUGUGCCUUUCUGUCAAGAGACGCUGUGAACCUGUCCUCAACGAGUUUGGAUUUGCUUGGCCAGAUAGUUUAAACUGCAGUAAAUUCCCUCCCCAGAAUGACCACAAUCACAUGUGCAUGGAGGGCCCAGGAGAUGAAGAUGUCCCACUGCACAGCAAGACGUCCCUGCAGCCUGGAGAAGACUGCAAUACAUUUGGGCCAAAUUCGGAGCAAUACACUUGGGUUAAAAGAAGCAUGAAUUGCGUCUUGAAGUGUGGCUAUGACGCGGGGCUCUAUAAUCGCCAGUCCAAGGAAUUCACCGACAUCUGGAUGACUGUAUGGGCCAGUUUGUGUUUCAUAUCAACGGCAUUCACCGUCUUAACUUUCUUAAUUGACUCAUCCAGGUUCUCCUAUCCUGAGAGACCCAUCAUUUUCCUCAGCAUGUGUUAUAACAUUUAUAGCAUUGGUUAUAUUGUGAGGUUAACGGUGGGUCGUGAAAGAAUAUCCUGCGAUUUUGAAGAGGCGGCUGAACCUGUUCUUAUUCAGGAAGGGCUGAAAAACACAGGAUGUGCCAUUAUUUUCUUGCUGAUGUACUUUUUUGGGAUGGCUAGCUCCAUCUGGUGGGUUAUUUUGACGUUGACCUGGUUUCUCGCAGCUGGCCUCAAGUGGGGACACGAGGCUAUAGAAAUGCACAGCUCCUAUUUCCAUAUUGCUGCGUGGGCCAUUCCUGCCGUGAAGACCAUUGUCAUCUUGAUCAUGAGACUUGUAGACGCUGAUGAGUUGACCGGGCUAUGCUACGUUGGCAACCAGAACAUCGAUGCCCUCACGGGCUUUGUCGUUGCCCCACUCUUCACCUAUUUGGUGAUCGGUACACUAUUUAUAGCUGCUGGACUUGUGGCCUUGUUUAAAAUUAGGUCCAAUCUUCAAAAAGACGGAACGAAAACAGACAAAUUGGAAAGACUAAUGGUCAAAAUCGGGGUCUUUUCUGUUUUGUACACCGUCCCGGCUACGUGUGUGAUAGCUUGCUACUUCUAUGAGAUCUCCAACUGGGCUGUUUUCCGUUACACGGGCGAUGAUUCCAACAUGGCAGUGGAGAUGCUCAAGAUAUUUAUGUCCCUGUUGGUGGGCAUCACGUCUGGCAUGUGGAUUUGGUCAGCCAAGACUCUACAUACGUGGCAAAAGUGUUCUAACAGAUUAGUGAACUCAGGAAAGGUAAAACGGAAGAAGAGGGCCGAUGCUUGGGUAAAGCCGGGCAAAGGGAACGAGACUGUGGUAUAGACAGCGGUUUGCACAAAUAUUCUUUUAUUUUGAAAGAGAACGCUGUAAUAAAUCAAAUUUACUUGCUGUUACUGGAGAUGUAGGAUCUCCCAAACCGCUGGUUAACCCUAAAAACUUCCUUUGGAUGUACGUUCUGCAAUCUAAUAGUGCACUGAAAUUUGAGGAAAGGAAAGUUGGUUUUCUUUUGUCCUUGGUUUAAGACUUAAAGGCCGACCAAGAGGUAAAAUUAAUGACCUCAGGAAGUUCAAUUUUUCCAGCUCUGUCUGAUUUGUCAGCGCUUGAGCCCUUUCCUGAGUAAUUAAAAAAAAAACACAUAUUUCGGUGCUGCAUCAAAGCAAAUGUUUUAGGUUACAUUGUGGUAAAGUCUUAAAACUUGUACACGAUUGGAAGGCUGCUUCACGAGAGAAACAAUUAAGGGACACGUCGACAAAGCAGCGCGACGGCGCAAGGCACAUUUCGUCCAGUUUCUACACAAGUGUUUUGCAGAGUAGCACCACUAUGUAAACUUUGCCCAAGGUGUAUUUUAAUAAGUUUAACUAAAAAAGAAAGAAAAAGAACGAGAGAAGCCGCUGAACACUGGAAGCUGUAAUUAGUGUUUGACUACAGUGCCUCGUAAAAGGUAUUUUCAUUUAUUGAGGUGUUGUUACUUAAGUAAAUCACAGCUCAUAGACUACAGUAAUAUCUGUUGUCUAGCGUGCUGACUCCUGGUGGUGCAUCAUGGGAGAUGUCGUCCAGAUACAUUGCUGUUUAUGGAUUGGUUAUUCAUACUUCCUGCUCUAGUACUUGAUGGUUCCAGAGAUCCCGAAAAAAACAGGAGGUUUAAUAACAGAAACUCUGUGGAAUUGUCUGGUUUAGUUCAUUAUGCACUAAAAGUGAAAAUAUAUAGAAAAUAAAUAGGCUCCUAUGGAUUUAAAAGGAAUGAAAAAUAAUGCACUAUUUGCUACCUGGCUCUGUAUAUAGAAUAAGAAUACUCUAUGUGGUGCCUUUGUAAAAUAUGAGGUAAAAAAAAAUAGUAUUAUCAUGUUAAACAUUGCAACUCCUAUCUAGACCCUGUUCUCUGUUUUGCUGCUGAAGUCAAUUGCCAGUUAAAGAAAAGUGCACUGCGGUGGUGGCCAUUUUGUGAGCUGAACCAUUAUUGUCAAGAACACGGCCUAUUGUGGGGAUGCUUCCAGAGAGAUAAAAUGGAGUAGUUGCCCACAGAAACCUGUCGGCUUCUAGCUAUCAUUUAUCUAGCACAGUCUGUAAAAUGACAGUUAGGUCAUUGGUUGCUAUGGGCAGCUUCUCCACAGUGUCUCUCUGAAAGGUUUGAUGCACAGUGACAUGAUGAUGGUUGUCUACCAAGUGGCUCAUGCCUCAGUGAUUUCCCUAGUUCUGGCUUUCUCAGAAAAAAAUUCACCUACAAAAUAGCCCCUAUUCUGUAUAAGAGAAAAGUACCCCUAAACCACAGGUGUGUCAGUCAUUUUGAUUGCCUUGCCGAAGGUGUCCUUUUAUUGCUGGCUUUCAAAUGGCUAAAUAUAUGAACAACUAGUACAUAAAUGCCAUCUGCCCUUUAUUCCCACAGACAGUCCAAGGUUUUAAAGAUGUAUCCCUAUGAUGUUAUAAUUCAUAAUGAUCAUGUAAUGAUGGGGUUUAUACUGCACUGAAGUCUGCUUCAACUGUACUGAUUAUAGCAUGAUUAAAUGCAUAGUCCCUAUCCCUAUAGUAAAAUCCCGAAUUUUGGGGAGUCCCUCCCUGACUCCUCUUAGAGUAGGUCAAUUUUCUUUCCUGUGAAGUGGGCAGUACCUUGAUGACGCGUUUCGCAUUAUGAGUUUUGCUACUGGUUUCUGAGCAUGGAUUUAUUUAAUUGCACAGUGGCAGGCUGAGCCAAUGUGAGUCAAGUUACUAUGGCCCCAUUACCUGUGGCAGAAUUACACGGAUCAUGCCAUUGAACCACGGGGGGCUAGAAUGACGUAUAUUAAGUUAUCCCCUGCAUAAUCCCGUAAUCUUUUGCAGUGGAGGUGCAAAAUUUAAAUUACCUUCCUACAUAUAAGUAAAAUGCCGCUGGGAAUUACUUAAAAAUGAGUAUUGAACUUUCUGUUGUACGUUAACCUGAUAUGUUAAAAUUCCCCCAUAUUUUCCAUUGCAGGCAGUCGUACCGAUUCAAUUAAGUGAGAGUGCCACCAAAAGCCCCUUAUUCGCUUGCAGCCUAUGGGGAUACACGCAGAAGCCAUCUGAACCCUAUGGGGAUACAAGCAGAAAUGGGCUGAUAAAUGCACAGCAUAACUGAAUCUGCCCCAUCGGCUGAACUUUGAACUCAUUACAAGUAUACCUGCUUUGCUUGAUAUGUGUUUGCAGUUUAAAAUAAGAAUCAGACUCGUAUAAGUCUUUUGUGAGACACGAGUCGACCCUACCACCCUUCCACAAUUCUUUGAUAUGUGAUCCAUACAGAGUAACUUAAGAUUUUGGCAGUUUUUAUUGCUAAAGAAUUUAAUAGCUAAAGACUCAGUCACUUCUUAUAUCAUAUUCACAUAGGUGUCUUUUAAAUUACUGUGCCUUUUAUAAAGGGAAUAAAGGGCGAUGUGAGCUCUCCUGGGCAGAAAGCUGUGCCGUUAAUCAGGAGAUUCAAGUCUAGUAAUAAUGAGUCAGUAGGGAUUACAAUAUAUGAUGAAUACAGAGUAUUUUUAUAUUAUAAUAAUAAUAAUUGUCACUAGCACAAAAAGCAUUGCGGAGCUCCACCAAAAAAGACAAAAAGGUCAUAGACUAUGAUACGAAAAAGUAGUUGAUAUGUUAAAAGUAUGUUUUGUUGCUAAGAUCUAAGGUGGAGAACUAUUUCUAAAGGUGUUCGUAUGGUUUGUUCAUGCCAAUUCGCUGUAUGGCGCUUUUCACGUGUAAGCGCCUUAACAUUAGGUCAAUAAAGUAGUUCCCGUCAUUGCGUUGUAAAAUGUUAACGCUCUGUUUGCAUGUUUUGGGACAAGGGCAAGUACAGGUGGCUUGGCCACACGAUUCUUGUCAUCAAGGCCCUGUCCUCUGCUGCAGAGUGUAACAAAUCAUGUGCACCAGUUAUGCCCACUUUCCUUGUUGCUAGAGAGCCACAAAAUGGCUGACACCAUUAUGUGUAGACGACAGCUGCACUCUUACAAACUCACAAGUACUCACUGGCCGAUGGCAGAGAGAUGUGUGCUGAGCGAACCGCUCAGCACACAUCUCUCCCGGCGCUCAGCACAGCGCGAUCUGUGCUGAGCGUGCGGGGGGAGACGGGGGGGCCGCUCACUUCACCCAGCGGGUGAAGUGAGCGACCCGCUAGAUUGGCCUGCAUGCAGGCCAAUCUAGCAGCAGCGAUAGCGAUGCGCGGGGCUGCGCAUCGCUAUCGCUAAGGGGGCUACACACGGAGCGAUCGUGCUUAAAAUCUAAGCAAUCUAGUCAGAUUGCUUAGAUUUUAAGCAGCGAUCGCUCCGUGAGUUCCCCCAAGAGAUCGCUGUUUUGUUCUUCUCUAAUUAAUUAUCAGCAACUUGUAAACCAUGGUAUUAUUUGUCCCAAAAAAAACAAUAGUUCAUCAUGGCGGCACCAAAGACCUAAAAUGGCAACCAAUCCCGCACUGGCAACUUCUGUUACCGUCCUGCUCCGUGUGUUCCUCCAGUUUAACAGUGCUGUAAUAUUUUCUUGAAUCCCUAGUAAACUUCGGGAAAAAUUGUUGCCAGAGCACGUAAAACCCUCUGCAGCUUUAAAGACGACGAAAUCGUGUUUACAAAUUGCUUUUAUUUGCUAGAUUGACACUAAUUGCAUCUUAUUACAUCAUCAUCCAGUUCACGGGAAGGUUGAGUUUAGAAAAAAAGGGAACGAUUUACUUUGUGGGUCAUUAUAUAAUGGUUGGAAUUGUACUGUUUUUUUUAAUUUAAAAAUAUGAGGUCAGCGCCAUUGGCUUAUAAUUGAGCAUGACCCAAUAGAUUUCCUAAUAGUGACGCCAUUUUCUUUGUUACAUCUGAUCAUUUGUAAGCAGCCAUACUACAGUAUAUGCGUAGGCAUGUCAAAAAUUAGUGAAAAAAAAGUAGAGGGUUUGUAUAUUGCAUUGCUCAAAUAAUCGCUGCAGCUGGGAUGAAUGGUAUCCGGUCUUUAGGUUGACCCUGUCUAGGUCAACAGUCACUAGGUGUACCACUGAAGGUCAUCAGUAAGUAGGUCAACAUUGACUGAAGGUCAACACAUGACUAGGUUGACAUGUAUGGAAGACCAACAUGGUCAUUAGGUCGACGUGGGCAAGGUCGACAGUUUUUUUUUUUUGGCGGGGUUUCAGGGCCUUUUCCUACCUCCUCUAUCCAAGUGGGCAUAGAGUUAGUUAUAAACCUUGCGGCGAGCGUAGCAAGCCACCGUGCCCGAAGCGUGGCGAGCGAACGCGUUUCAACUGUUGAUGGUCCCAGAUGGAAAUACGGGUCAAGAAACCCCUUAAAGCUUACAAAAAAAACUGUGCCGACAUUUUGUGUGUUGACCUUGCCCACGUCGACCCAAUGGCCAUGUCGACCUUGCAUACCUGUUGACCUAGGUCAUGUGUCGACCUUCAGUCUACUUACUGUUGACCUUCAGUGGUCGAUCUAGUGACUGUCGACCUAGCCAGGGUCGACGCAAUGACCCACACCUGGGAUGAAUAAGACGUGCUAUUUUGUAGUUGCUACUUGGAAAAAGAUAUAAAAUUGUUAUCGGAAAUGAAAAUAUGAGAGCUUGGCCUAUGUACUGCCUUAAUGAAAGGAAUAAUUAUUUUUCACUCGCACUCUUUAGUUGAGCACAAACUUCAGUUGUACCAUAGAUCUGCACAAUCUGUUUAAUGUAGGAGUUGUCUUUUCUAGGUGUAAAUGUACCAGGGAGAGAUAUAUCAAACCUUGAAGAGUGAUAAAGUGGAGAUAGUUAACGUACCAACCAAUCAGCUCCUGCCGUUUUUCAAACACAGUCUGUCACAUGGCAGUUAGGAGCUGAUUGGCUAGUACUUUAUCUCUCUCCAGCUUAUUUCUCCCCAAGGCUUGCUACACUAGACCCUGAAUGUGACAAAAAAAAAAAAGCCUUGUGCCUUAGAAGUCUGACGGACACAUUCUACUUAUUUCUGUUGAGAUGGAGUUGUGCCUUUAAGCGCCUCGCCCCACUUAUACCUGCUGACGAAACAACUUCUGAUAUGUCGACAAAAACUUCCAGGUACAAGUCCUAUACUCAUGUUAGACAUGAAUUUGUGAACCUCUGGAAAUAGACACUGCUUUAUAUGGGUGUUAUAUUUUGUAUAUGUCUUUAAUGAUAUGUCUUGUAAAUUUCUAAUUUAUCACUGUACAAAUCCUUUUUAUAUUUAAUUUUUUAUCAAAAAAAUAAAAAUAAAGCACAUCA